This is a messenger RNA of Drosophila bipectinata, 959 nucleotides long. RefSeq names its product Enhancer of split m2, Bearded family member (gene E(spl)m2-BFM). Lineage: Eukaryota; Metazoa; Arthropoda; Insecta; Diptera; Drosophilidae. Gene Ontology annotation, biological process: sensory organ development; Notch signaling pathway. The record is from RefSeq and is a predicted model, not a curated record.
GCCGGCGCAGCAGCAUCAGUAAACGACCAGCACUCGCGAGGUGCGCACACGCAACACUCGCAGCAGAAACAAGCCAAACACAACAGAAACGAUCAACACACUGAAAAGCUACAAGCUCCACAAAGCCCCAGCCAUGUAUCUGGAUACGAAAAACCUGACCGCCAGCGGAAACACAUCCACAGUGACAGUGUCGGACUCGAGCUCGAAAUCUCUGCGGCGCAUGCGCAAAGUAUGGCUGCCACUUCGCAGACUGUUGGCAGUGGGUGGCAAGGGUCGACCCACCCACCCGACCUUGGCCCAUCCCAACAACGUGGAUCUGAACAACACACAGUCGCAGCAGCCGCAGCAACCACAAGAGGAGGCGGAGAGCAAGUCAACUCCCGAGGAGCUCGUCCACAAAUAUGGCUUGGAACUGCGCACACAGCCCCUGGAGGAGGAGGUCUCACUUAUGCAACCGCCCAACACGCCCACUUUGAUCAGCAGUGUCUACGUGGAGAAGGUCAGCUCCCAAGGAUGUCGAAACUGUCAACACGGACGCAACUGCCAGCACACACAUCACAACAACUCCAGCAGCAGCAGCAGCAACAUCAACCUCAACAUCAACACAUCAACAAGUGCAACACAGUUGCCCAGCGCCUUCUGGGAUCUGCAGUUGCCAUUGCAAUACCUUAGCACAGACAACGGCACCUUCUUUUGGGCCAACUCCCAGGAGCGAGUGGACGACGAUCUCCUGAACGCCUGGCUGUGUCAGAGUUUCAGCCAACUCCCCGGCACCCUGUGUUAGCCAAUUCAGAAUCAAUCAUCACCGAACAGAUCUCAAUCACAAGGGGGUUACACCCCUAAAUAUUUUAAUUUCAUUUAUUUAUUUUCCUGCGCAAUACUUACCGUUGUUAAUGUGAUAUUAAUUUGCAUAUAAAACAAAAUAUAAAGACAUAUUUACCAUGAAAAUGGCCAGAAAA